This is a messenger RNA of Chanos chanos (milkfish), 3469 nucleotides long. RefSeq names its product hephaestin-like 1b (gene hephl1b). The transcript has 20 exons. The record is from RefSeq and is a predicted model, not a curated record. The coding region runs from base 1 to 3297 and encodes 1098 amino acids. Gene Ontology annotation, molecular function: ferroxidase activity; copper ion binding. Lineage: Eukaryota; Metazoa; Chordata; Actinopteri; Gonorynchiformes; Chanidae. Gene Ontology annotation, cellular component: plasma membrane. Gene Ontology annotation, biological process: iron ion transport.
AUGGUCGCUAAAAGGUGGAUACUGGGUUUGCUCACAGUUUACAUUCUGGUGGACCGAGAUGAGGCUGUAGUUAGGACUUAUUUCAUUGGUAUAACGGAGGAAAGUUGGGAUUAUGCGCCCAGCGGACAUAACCGUAUCAAUGGAAAACCUGUUGCGGAGGAUGAGCAUGCUUCAGUAUUCCUGUUGCAAGGUCCUCACAGGAUUGGACGUGUGUACAAGAAGGCAAUAUACAGGGAGUACACAAAUAGCUCAUACUCCCAGGAGAUCCCUAAACCCGCCUGGCUGGGCUUCCUGGGUCCAGUCCUCAAAGCGGAGGUGGGUGAUGUCAUUGUGGUCCACCUGAAGAAUUUUGCCUCCAGGCGCUACUCCAUGCAUCCACACGGUGUCUUUUAUGAGAAAGACUCAGAAGGGGCGCUGUAUCCCGACGGGACCUCAGGGAGACUGAAACAGGACGACGCUGUCCCGCCCGGAGAGACGCACACUUACACCUGGACCGUGACGCCAGAGUACGCGCCCACGAGAGGGGACGCUAACUGUCUGACUUGGGUAUACCACUCCCAUCACGAUGCUCCUCGAGACAUCAACUCUGGCCUCAUUGGAGCUCUCCUCACCUGUAAGAAAGGUACACUGCAGUCAGUCUCCAGACUGAACCACACUGAGCUCAGACGUGGUGACGUGGACCAAGACUUUAUCCUCAUGUUUAAUGUGGUGGAUGAGAACCAAAGCUGGUACCUGAAGGAGAACAUUCAGACCUUCUGUUCUGAUCCUGCGGGUGUUGACCCAGAUGAUGAGGGCUUCAAGGAGUCCAACAAAAUGCAUGCGAUUAACGGGUAUAUGUAUGGUAACCUGCCUGGCAUUGAACUUUGUAAGAACCGUACAGUUGCAUGGCACCUCUUUGGCAUGGGAAAUGAGGUGGACAUCCACUCGGCGUACUUCCAUGGGCAAACAGUGCUGCACCGCGGACACCGUGUUGAUGUCCUCAGCCUGUUUGCUGCCACCUUCAUUACUGCAGAUAUGGUGCCCAAGACAAACGGGAUAUGGCUGCUCAACUGCCAAGUCAACGAUCAUCUGCAAGCUGGCAUGCAGGCCCUCUUCGAGGUCUCCUCCUGCGGAGAUGAAGGAGAGUCUGUACUCCCACUGGGUGGUCAAGUAAGACAGUACUUCAUUGCCGCUGAGAAAAUUAAAUGGAACUACGCCCCAUCUGGAACAGACACUCAACACAACCUGUCACUUACAGACAGCACAAGUCAGUCAGAGGUUUUCUUUGGAAGGGACGGUGGAAGACUCGGUGGCGAGUAUGUGAAGGUCGUUUAUCGGCUUUACAGCGACGACACAUUCACCACAAAGAAGGAGAGAACCAGCGCUGAGACACACCUCGGCCUCCUGGGUCCAGUACUGAGAGCUGAGGUUGGGGAUGUCCUUCUGGUAACAUUCAUGAACAAGGCAGACAGGAACUACAGCAUACAGCCUCAUGGCUUGCAGUAUGAUAAGCAGUUUGAGGGAGCCCUUUACCAGGAUGGUACAUUGAGUAAUGGUUCUCAGGUACAGCCAGGAGACAAAUUCACCUACAGGUGGUUGGUGAAGGACGGCCCAUCCCCUAGCGAUCCACCCUGUAUCUCCUACCUGUACUUCUCAGCCACUGAUCCAGUCAGAGACACAAACUCUGGACUCAUUGGCCCUCUACUGGUCUGCAAAAGAAGUGCACUGGAUUCCAAUAAUACUCAGGAGGGUGUGGUCAAGGAGUUUGUGUUACUCUUUUCUGUCACUGAUGAGAACCUCAGUUGGUACUUGGAUGAGAACAUUCAGACUUUUGGGUCAAAUGAAUCCGACCCAGAGAAUGAGGACUUUAUGGAGAGCAAUAAAAUGCAUGCUGUGAAUGGGUACAUGUAUGGAAACCUCCCAGGCCUUGAGAUGUGUGUAGGGGACCUGGUAAGGUGGCACAUCCUGGGACUUGGCACCGAGGUAGACAUGCAUGGGGUUCACUUCCAGGGCAACACCUUCCGAACCAAGGGCACAACACGGGACACGCUCAGCCUGUUCCCACACACCUCGACAACCAUAUCCAUGCAACCAGACACAGCAGGUGUGUUUGAGGUGAGCUGCAGAGUAAGUGACCACUACGUUGGAGGAAUGAGGCAGCAGUACACUGUGAGGAGGUGCAAGGCUCCGAAUAAUUCACACACAGCCUCCUCAGUGGUGGAGUACUUCAUCAGUGCUGAGGAGCUGGAGUGGGACUACUCCCCCGAUCGCAGCUGGGAGCUGGAGAAAUAUAACACGACUGAGGAGAACAGUCCGGGCAGCGUAUUUGUUGGGAAAGGGAAAAAGAGGGUUGGGUCUCGCUACAAGAAAGCGGUGUACAGGCAGUACACUGAUGCUACUUUUAGGAUCGAGAGAGAGAGGUCAACCAAAGAGAAGCAUCUAGAAAUACUUGGACCGAUAAUCCGGGCAGAGGUUGGAGAGACAAUCCUGAUUACGUUCAUGAACAAAGCUAGUCGUGCCUACUCUAUGUAUGCCCAUGGGGUGGAGACCACUGGCUCCCAUCCAGUACCUGUUAUGCCGGGAAAUGUGACCCAGUACAAGUGGAAUGUUCCAGAAAGAUCUGGCCCAGGCCUCUCAGAUCCAAACUGCAUCUCGUUUGCCUACUACUCAGAUGUUGACUAUGUUAAGGACGUAGCCAGUGGACUGAUUGGACCCAUAGUGAUAUGCCGGAAUGGUGUUCUUGAUAAGGCCAGACAGAGAUUAGAUGUGGAUCGGGAAUUUGCUCUUCUUUUCUUGGUGUUUGACGAGAAUGAGUCCUGGUACUUGGAGGACAACAUUCAAACUUACCUAAUGGACUCUGACACUCUUCGGAGGGAUAAUGAAUUUCUGGAGAGCAACCGAAUGCAUGGUAUCAACGGGAGACUGUACGGUAACCUGCAUGGCCUGGAGAUGGUGGAGGGGGAGAAGGUGAACUUUUACCUCCUGGGCAUGGGUAACGAGGUGGAUGUGCACACUGUUCACCUCCACGCACAGACUUUCACUUAUAAGAUGGACCUGGAACACCGGGCUGAUGUCUUUGACCUCUUCCCUGGGACUUUUCAGACUGUGGAAAUGGUGGCUGAGAAAGAGGGAACAUGGCUCUUGCACUGUCACAUAGCUGAUCACAUCCACGCAGGCAUGGAAACCACCUUCACCAUCAAGUCACGUUCAGUCGGCAUUGCUUCAAAUGCUGUGUCCGCUCUGAUGCAAGACGUGGGCAUUUUGGACAUCCUGGCCGUCCCCUUGUCUCUGACACUGUUGGGAUCUGCACUGCACUAGGCUGUUCUCCUCACUGUUCUGCUCUACAGCCAGCCUGUUUAGGCUUAUAUUUGAUUACAGAUAAUUAAGUAAUUAAGUCUAAAGCAUUUUAAUCAUAUUUUUUCAAUCUGUUGCACAAGGACUGCACAUAAUUAAAGUAUUGCGUGAGAUUAUGUUCGUGUUUUUGAUUAUG